UGGAGAUAUUUGGAGAAAUUGAGAGUAUUGUGGAGGCGUACUACGAGGAAAACAAACGGCUGCGGAAUGUACUGCACAUGGUGCUCAACCCCGAGAUAAAGUUACCCAAAAUAGGUUUGUCACCUUUGGUUAACUUACGAAUCAUAACCGGCUUACGGUAGUUACCUCAAUUCAACUUGAAUUAUUGACGUAAAUUGCAGCAAUGUGAGGUUUUGAGCCGGUCUGAAAAUGAACUAGCUAGCUAAACGACAGGACGAAACGUAGACAGUUUAACCGUCUAAAUUAGCAUUUGUUGCUGUUUUCACGCACAUACACGCAGUGUCUUUGCUCUGAAGGACUCUUUGCAUGCUAUCAUUUGAGAAGAAUAUGGAUUUCAUAUGAUAUCCAAAACACAGGAGCAACUGCAGAUGCCAGUGCUGAACAGCUGAGCGCAAGGGUGGACCUGGAAAGAGCAGAGCCUUUGCCUAAAAAACCGAAAGAAGAGCAAAUUGAUUAUGACAUAUGUUGCGAAACAGAACAACAACAAGUGCAAGUGGAAGCGGAAACCUUUAUUAGCCCAGACUGUGUGAAAAAUGACCCAGAGGAAGAAGAAGACACAAGCAUGCCCUGCAUAUCUGACUCAUUCCAUAUUAAAGUGGUUGAGGUCAACCCCAACUCUUCUGGCACGCUCACAGCUGAUGAAGAAGAGGACUGUUCUGCAUCAGACUCAGACGCAGUCUCAGAUUGCUCACAGUCAUCAAGGAGUGACGAAAGCAUGAGUGAAAGUGCAGAAGCUCAGACACAUGAUGCAAAGUCCAUCCAUCCAUCGAAGAAGCCAAAGUUGAUCCUGCAGAAAACCAUGCUAGAAUUACCAAGGAUGGUGCCCCACCAAUCUUUCCUUCCUGACCCAAAUGAAUUCCAGUCCUUUUUGGCCAGACUCACUGAAGCCUUCAAGGAUUUUCCAGAUGACAAGAAGCCUCUGAUCACCAAAAUGGGCCUCACAAAGAAUGUAGAUUUAGUGGAUUGUGCUUUUGGUAAAGUCCCCAAAGGUUCCCCCUUGUCCUACCAGUGCCCUGUACCAUCACAGCGGGAUUUCAAGAAAAAUGAUGAUGCUCCUCCUCGGCCACUGCUUCCCCUGGCCCAUCACAAGCUGGAGCCAAUGACGGGUAUUCCUACCCUCAGCACCGAAGAGCUGGAACAUAUGAACGUCAUGGCGAUCUCCUGGGAGGCAGCACAAAGUCUGGAGGAGACGUCACGUGAAAGCAAGGAGUCAGUGGAGGAGCUACGGAAUCUGCGCUUGACCGGUCAUUUCAAGGAGAUCUGCAAACUGAAACCAGGACGAAGCAACGCGGAGCACCUGAUAUUCAAGAUAAAGAAGAGAUUCAUCAGGUGCAAGUCUGUACAGGUAGAGGAGGAACUGAAGGCCGGCGCACUCCGGGAGUACUGUAAGCAUCUGUGUGUUAACUGGUCCCCCUGCGGUUUGGUCAUCCAUCCCAAUGCUCCAUGGCUGGGGGCCCUGCCUGACGGGUUGGUGUACGACCCCAACGAGACACCCAGUUACGGGCUGGUGCACGUCAAAUGCAUCGGUUUACGCAGCUUCACAGAGUGCCGCUUCCUGAUCUGCCGGGACGGAGCUCUGCAGCUGAAGAAGACCCACUCUUCCUACUGGCACAUCCAAGGAGAGAUGAUGGUGACGGGCACGGAGUGGUGCGACAUGCUGGUGUUCUCGAGAGAAGACAUGCUGGUUCAACGCAUCUAUCGAGACGCGACGAUCAUCAAGGCCAUGAAGAAGAAGUUGGAUGAUUUCUUUUUCUAUUACUACCUGCCGUGUCUGUUUUGAGCUGACGGCACAGCUUGAGCGUCGCCACACUGCUGUCAUACACUACUUGCACCUGAAUGUGAUCAGACCACUAAUGUUCUACUGGCGUUAUUAGAUAUUAGGGCUGAAUGAUAAGGAGAAAAAAAUCGUGUUGUGAUUAUCUUAACUGAUACUACAGUUGCAAUAUUAUUCAUAAUGUAGGAGGAAAUUAUAAUUUCUGCAGCAUUAUUCUCAUUGAAAAAAUGCAUUAAAAUGUUAACGAUGUGACCUUUACCACACAGAUUGUAAAAUACAAUGUAUAGCCUUGUGCAUCUUGCAGCACCACAAUACUUCAUUAGGAAUUGUAUUUGAACACGUUUUGCCUACAACACAUAUUGCACCUCCUGCGAUUUCUAAUCAGUUGUUCAGCCCUGUUGAAUAUAUACAUCUUCUUAUGGGUUUCCUUCAGUCUAAUCUAAGAGGAAGAUCUUGGUUUUUUUUUGUAAACAUUCUGUUUUGUUAUUGAUUAAUCUGCUGAUUAUUCUAUUAUUCAUUUCUUCUACAUAUUUAAGAAAAGAAGUGAAACACGUCUACCUCAUGCCCACGCUUACAUAGAUUAUUUCUGACAAUAUUUUGUUUGCUAUCAUGCAAGAAAUAACAAAUGGCCUAAUGCAUAUUUUAGAAGCGGCAACAUGGGAUUAAAUCACAUUUUCCCUGAAAAAUUGCAAACAUAAUCAACAGAUUGCAAUUGAGUGUUGUUGUUUUUUUGCUCUGUUUUGUCAAUUUUUGUUUUGUUUUUGUGUUUGUUUUUAACACAUAAGCAUUAAAGGUUCAAAUGCUUAAUCCAGUGGUGUUACUGUUGUUCUGAAAUAGCAUGACUUCAAGUCUUUGAAUGUUCAAAAAUAAAAAUACAUUAACCAUA
Messenger RNA from Centropristis striata (black sea bass), 2699 nucleotides. RefSeq lists its product as uncharacterized. The record is from RefSeq and is a predicted model, not a curated record. Lineage: Eukaryota; Metazoa; Chordata; Actinopteri; Perciformes; Serranidae. The coding region runs from base 602 to 1819 and encodes 405 amino acids. The transcript has 4 exons.